This is a messenger RNA of Mytilus trossulus (common blue mussel), 1429 nucleotides long. RefSeq lists its product as uncharacterized. The record is from RefSeq and is a predicted model, not a curated record. The transcript is spliced from 3 exons. The coding region runs from base 154 to 762 and encodes 202 amino acids. Lineage: Eukaryota; Metazoa; Mollusca; Bivalvia; Mytilida; Mytilidae.
UAUCAGAUAGAGAAAUACCAAAGAACAGAGGACUACUAAAUAUCGCGUGAGAAUUUUUUGACGUUACAGACAGGAAUGACAACGUAAUUGCAGGUAUCCCCCACACAUAAGGAUAGUAAUGAAGCAAGCAUUCAUUAUAAAAACAGCCAGCUAAUGAAGAUGUGGACUUACGCUUUUAGCAGAAGAAAAGGUGCAAUGUUUUUCUUGGUUUGCCUUUACCUAUUCCAUACAAUGACAUUGGUCGAGUCCCUUAGUAAUGAGGCUACAAAUUACCUGGAUGCAUUACUCACCUCACAAAACACUCAAAAUAACGUGGACUCAAAUAUUUCACCGGUCAAAAGAGGUUGGGAAGCAUGGGAUAUGCCUUGGAUGAAAGCCAGUGGGCGUCCAACAAAACGAGCAUGGGAAGGUAUAGGUUUGAUUAGUCGUAGAGUUAUGUAUCCUGGAACGUUGGAACAAUUAAAGAGAGGAUGGGAAGGAUUAAAUUGGCGAUAUAGAAUGCACAACGGUAAACGAAGUCAAAAUAUUUUGGAACCUGUGUCAGAAGAAGCAGACAGCUGUGAAUGCUGUACAAAUGAUAAUGACCCGCUCUGUUGUGUAUCUUGUACUAGAGAAACUGUAUCAGAACAAAACGAAGACUCGGGACAACAGAACGAAAACUCGGCACAAGGAUACACGUCUUUUUUAAACGUAUUUUGUCGAUGUUGUUCAUCAUCAGACGACGCCGAAUGCUGUCGUUAUUGUGACAUGCUUACAAAUUGAGGAUUUAAACAGUGUUGUAACUUUUUUUUAUUGUCAUCAAACCAUUGUUAUUAAUUUUUUUAUAAUGUAUUUCACUGAUUUUGCUUUUAAGUUUUGCAUUACUAUCUAUAUCUUGCAAUUCAUUAAGUAAACAUGAACAAGGAAGUGGCAUUGGUCUUUGAUUUGUAAUAAACAUCAAUAUUGAUAACAGAGAAUGGUGUUCCUUUCAACGGCGACUUCUUCUGAAACGCAAGAAGACUGAACAAUAUACCUUUAGUAUAUAUACUUUGUAAUUAAAUGAGAUCAAACUGACCGACAAGAAACUAAAAUUACCAAUUUAAGGACACUCAAUUAAAUGUACCAAAAGAUCGUCUAUGAUAGACAAGAUUAACUUGAUCAUGUGCUUAGUAUAUCAUGCCAAAUACCUUUUACGUAAUAUAAGAAAAUGUUUACAAAUAAUAACUAUAGUGUUUUUUUGUUCAUUUUUCACCUAAUUGUAAAAACAGCAAAUUAGAAAGAUAGACCUAUAUAUAUAUACUCUGUUUGUUGAAAGUUUGAAAAAUGCAAAUUUUGUUUAAUAUUCAGUUUGUAAUUUGUCUAUUUCAUCUGUAAUUAUUUUCAAUAUUAUUUCUUAUCAAGUAUCUAAAAGAAAGUGUACAAGAUUGUAUGAUUAAAACACUUAAACAUG